Messenger RNA from Stylophora pistillata, 4471 nucleotides. RefSeq lists its product as uncharacterized. Gene Ontology annotation, biological process: regulation of transcription by RNA polymerase II; cellular response to lipopolysaccharide. The record is from RefSeq and is a predicted model, not a curated record. NCBI's taxonomy places the organism in Eukaryota, Metazoa, Cnidaria, Anthozoa, Scleractinia, Pocilloporidae.
AUCAGUCCGCCAUUUUGAAGAGUUUGUAAAUCGGCGUCGUUUCUUUCCGCAGGGUUUUAAAGCUUUACGGAGACGUAAAGCCCUUAUUUUGGUCGUAUUUUGACCUAAAAACUGAGCUAAAUGAAAAAUUUGUUAAAUCUGGGCUACACAUCGACUACAAUUUUUGGAAAAUUCGAGUUAGUUACAAAGCUUGACGGACGACGAGAGCUUAUCAUCGGAGCCCUACCGCCUUCACUAUUUGCUGAGAGAUGCGUUGUUACAGGUCUGAGCGAAUCAUCAAUGCCAUCUAACUUACAAUAAUUGAGACAAAAAGUACAUUCAAAUACGCGGCUUUUUUACCAUGAACAAAUGGGAACAAUCCACUGAGACACAAAACAGAUCUGAUGAAGUCUUGAGGUUGCAGACAGAAAUUACAAGACUGCAAUUGGACAACAAGGCCCUACAGGUUCGAGCCCAAGGAGUGCAAGUUUUAGGUAAAGUUCUUCAAGAUUCACAGGAAAGUAAUGCUAAACUUAAACAGGAAAUUGAACAAUGGAAAGCGCAAUUGAUGCAGAAUGGUGUUACAUCAACUCUCUUGGCAGAUCUUUCAGUUUGUACUUCUGUAAAUGAUGAUGGUCAAAGCACAGUCCAUGAACAAGAUGAAACAUAUCACUCAUCUAUACCUAGUCAAAGCAGCAGAGCUGGAGGUAUUGUCAAUGUCACAACAAUCUCUGGUCCUCAGUCCUUCUCGGCAGGAUAUCCCUCUUUGUUACCUGGAGAAUUUCACAUUAAGGAGAUACAAGCAGAAUAUCAACACAUCAUGACUGAACUUGAUCAGCUACAAAGAGAAGCACAGAAGCUGCGGGAAAGUGUUCAACAGCUACCUGGAGAUGACAGAGAUUCAGAGUUACAAGGGAAGCUCACAAGGCUGUUUUCUAAGCUUAAUGAAUACAGUAAAGAGGCCCGCACAAGGGAGACCCUAUCAAGUGCUUUAGCUUCAGAGGAGGAAAAGUUAAGAACAAAGCUUGUUGAAAUGGAGGCUGAGCAGGCCUCACAUGAGAAUGUGGUACAUCAACUGAGAGAUAAAUUGGGAAAAAGCAAGGAAGAAAUGGAACAGCUACUGGAUGAAGUAAAGUUCUGUGAAGAAGCUGUCUUUGUGGAAAGGGAGCAAUUGGAAAUUAAAGCAAGCAGUGGACCUCUGUCAGGUGGCUCAAGGAAAAGCGAAGGAAAAUCUCUAUCAGAUGAGCAACAGGAAAUCAUUGCAAAGACACCAAUGAUGCAGACUGGGGUGGAGACAUGUGAGAGUUGUGGCCAGUUACAGCGACAAGUGAAUGAGCUACAGAAGCAAGUAUUGUUGGCAAAAGCUGAGAAGGAUGAAGCACUCAAACUUAAAGAAGAGGUUCUGGAUGUGAAUUACAAGUGGGAUGAACAAUACAAACUGCUUGUUGCAGCUUCCACUAAAGACAUCAAGGAGCUGAAGAACCAGAUUGAGAUGAUGAAAUCAAGCAAAGGAUAUGGGCAAUUAACAGAGGUUGAACCUAUGGAGAGAAAAGCAUUGGAUGACCGUAUCAAAUACUUGGAAAGUGAGUCACAACAGAAGCAACUUGAAAUAAAUCGCUUGCAGCUGUUGAUGAGAAACCAGCCCACACGACUGGCACAAACACCUCACCUCUCAUCCUUGGAGCAGCCACUGUCCCAUCUCUCCCAGCUGGGUGCAGCUGCAGCACGUUCAGGCCCACCAUCUGAAGGUUUACCUUCCUGGCCUGGUACUGCUGCCUUUGGACAUCAAAUCCCUGCAGAGGUUGUUGAUCAAAUUGAAGUGCUGAAACAACAACUCAGAGUUUAUGCUGAUGAUUUUGCUACUGAAAGAGAAGACCGUGAGAGGAAUCAGACAGAAAAAGAGAAGCUCAAAGAAGAAUUGGAUGCCAUGAAAGAGCAAGUACAUGCUCUCGAGCAGCAGCUUCAGGUAUACGAAGAAGACUUCAAACGAGAGAAAAGAGAGAAGGAGAGCCUUCAGCAACAAUUAAGAGCCAAACAAACUGCGGUUGGUUACCCAUACAAUGAUCCGUUGGCCCAGAAGGCUAGGGCUGUGGCUGAACAAAAGGCCAGGGUCCAGGCCAUCAAAGAGGUACACGACCGAGAGAGGGACAGACUGAUGAGAGGACAACACGAUUUACAGCAACAUGUCUAUGGACAGCCAUACACUCCUGCCCAAUCACAGUACAUUGCUUAUGGAAGAUCUGGACUGGACUACACAAAUCAAGAAUGGAAGCGGCCCCCUAUGAUUCCGAGGGGUGCAAUACCACCUACCCGUGGAUUAGUCACACAUCCAGUAGGUCAACAUUCAACCAGAACCUCCAUGUACCAUGGAGGAGAAGUUUACCCGGACACAGUUCAAGACGUCAUCGAUUCUCCUUCGGAUGGUAACGAUAUCGAAUCCGAUUCUGGUGUCAGCAGUAAGGAUGAGGUGGUUGGACUGGAAGAAUGUCCUCGCUGCUUGAGGAAGUUUGAUGGAGAGGAUAGUGACACUAUCCUUAAGCACAUCGAAAGGUGUAUUUCAUGAGAAAAAAGUGAUACCUUUCUUCAAUUUGUUCGUUAAUUUGUUUAUCUACUUCACGAAAAUCGACGACUACACCGGGACUUUUUUCAUCCGCCUUUUUACAGCCAGUGUUUUGUCUUAAAAGGGUUUACUAGUGAUUUGAUUACGGAAGGCUUGCUUUACAAAAUUAGUAAGAAAUAAUUACGUUUAUGAUCAAAAUUAUAAAGUUGCAUUUAUGUAGAUAUCCUUUUUGAGGCAGUGCAGCAGAAGGCAGUGUUGUGCUUGCCCAUUCAUUAAGCGUCACUGAUGAUGACUUGACAGACUAGCGGAGUGUGAUUAUUGCUUAUACACAGCAUGCGUGUUCAGUAUAUUUUUUUAGUCUUGAGACUUACAAUACAAACGAUUCGUCACCAUGGAUAAUGCUAUCGAAAAUUAUAGCGGCAUUACUUUCACACUACCAAAACAAGAAUAAGGUAACAUGAAUCACACUGACAAAAAUUAAAACACGAAUUCCACCAAUACUACCACCGAUAUUAUUACUGCUAUUUCAGAGUGCAAUUCUAUAAUGCCUCACUUUUGUUUUGUUUUUUUUCUUGCUGUUUUUGUUGACUUUAUUUAACAAUACUAAUCGUAUCAUAAUACUUUUACAGUUACUUUGCUAAUACUAAUCAAAUGUAAUGCGAGCUACGCGUACAGGUGUACAUUGCUAGAAGCAAUGUGAUAUUCCAGUAGCUGAGUUGCCAUACAUUGGUAAUAUCGACUGAGAGAGGUGCCGAGUAUUCGCAAUAACCAUCGUAAUUGUGAGUUAAAACAUUAAGGGCCGGUUAUUUACACGAGGUCUAAACCAAACCAAGUAGUGGGCCUUGGGGAUUCUCUUUAAGUGGGAUGUUUUGAUUUGAUUAAUGUUCUUCCACUGUUAGCUUUCGGCCCUCUUGAAACUGUUUAGGUAAAAGGUUUGGCUAAAUUGAAGAUAGUUUAGAACGCGGUUUCGUUAAACAGCGGCUAAACUUUGUUUAGAUAACCAGCCCUAACUGUUGUGUUACUUGUAAUGAGAAGAAACUAACGCAUAACAAAACUUGGUUGUUUAUUUUUGCAUGCCUUCCCGUCAUCUUUAGGCAAAUUUCUCCAGCAGAAUCCGAGUCACCUUGCAUCUUUUUCUUCCCAGGGUGUUUUCUGGUAAUUUUGUCAAAUUCGUUAUAAAAUUCAAGUGAACCACUCGGGUCAACAUGUGGUAUCGGGCACUUUGUAUUUAAGGCGUGCGUGACGGCAUAGGAAAAGUUGGUAGUCCGCACUUGUACUGACUCGUGCCCAGUAGAGCAAGUCCAGCCUAUUGCUCCAGACUACUCGCGUCAAUGUUAUUUGACUGAUUCGGUUGUUUGAAUCCGAUGAUGCCUUUUUCGUAGGCCUUUUUAGUCGAUACCACAGAAUUUGAUUUCAUCAGGAACUGGAAUAAGUUGGUGACCGUGGCGAUGCUCUCCUUUUUAGUGGUCUUUCACGAAAUACGACAUGAACUUUUAAUUAGUUUUUCAAUGGUCUUACAAAAAUUUGACGUUAUUGCCUUUGGUAUAAUCGCUUUUCUUUUUUUUUUUUUUUUUGUUUUGGUAUGCGGAUGCUUUCCCUUUCAUGUAUUUAUGCAAAGAGGGAAUUUCUUUUAAUUACACUAUCCCGUUUGUUUUGAUAAUUUUGUCUUUUAUUAUGAUAAAUUUGUUUGUUGUGGCGAUUAUUUUUUCUUCGUUUGGCGGUGGUUUUAAUUAGAGAGAGGACCAAAGCCAAGAAAAUUAAAAUAAGUGAUUAUCAGAUCAAUUUUUAUCUGUCUGUCGUCUUGCAGUUCAAACCAGAACUUAACGGGAACCUGUCUCUGAGUCCCAACAACAGGUGUAAAAAGCAAUUUGUAGUUCUUGCUACAUAAUAAGACAACAAGCGGAGAUUCUAAUAACACGUAACUAAUAAAAA